AUGUCGCGCCUGAAGUGUGUCAACAUAGGGGCGCAGUUGAUGCUGCUGCUGGUGUUGCUAAAGAUGCUGACGGUCAUCAACGUGGCCGCACUUGACUUCAGGCAUCACAAUCAACGGGACAUAGAGAAUAUAAUGAGGAAUUUGACUAUAGAAUUUCCACAUCUGACAGAUAUGUACUCUAUAGGAAAAAGUGUGAGAGGUGCAGACUUGUGGGUGAUUGUUGUAGGUGUGAAUGCAUCCCAGCAUCACCCUUUGAUUCCAAACGUAAAAUUGGUUGCCAAUAUGCAUGGUAAUGAGGUGGUUGGCAGGGAGUUGGUGCUCCAUCUGGCCGAGCAUUUGCUGCUGGAGUAUGGAAAGAAUGAGAGCUUAACACGGUUCCUCAACACAACUCAUGUCCAUAUUAUGCCCACAAUGAAUCCUGACGGUUAUGAGAUGUCAGUGGAGGGUAGUUGUGAUGGUCUCAUCGGAAGAGCCAAUGCGUUGGGUUAUGACCUGAAUCGCAACUUUCCUGAUGAAUUAUCCAAAUUUGCGGACCCAGAGCAAAAAGAAACUCACCUGGUUAGAGACUGGUUACAUUCCACACACUUUGUCCUCUCUGUGAACCUGCACGGUGGGGCUCUGGUUGUCAACUACCCUUUUGACUCCUUCCCUGGAGUUAAUAGUCGGAGAUACUCUAAAAGUCCUGAUGAUGAUGUUUUCAGGCAGUUAUCCCUGAUAUAUUCCCGCACACAUCCAACCAUGCAUUUAGGCUCAUCUUGUGGGGACAGUUUUGAAGAUGGGAUAACAAAUGGAGCUGAUUGGUAUCCAGUUUAUGGAGGAAUGCAAGAUUAUUUGUACAAGAAUGCCAGUGGUUACCAGGUUCUGGUGGAGUUGUCCUGCUGUAAAUAUCCUAGAGCACAGAUGUUAAGAGGCUUCUGGGAGAGACACAGGGAUGCACUCAUAAACCUUAUGUUUGCAGUUCAUAUGGGAGUGAAAGGCCUUAUCUUUGGUCAGUCACAGUACAGUGACAGCCUGUUUCUACCUUUAGAAGGUGCAACAGUGAUGGUGAAAGGGCGGGAGUCAAUUCAAUUCAAGUCAACAAAAUAUGGAGAAUAUUUCAAGCUUCUGUUGCCAGGGGAAUAUGUUUUGCUGGUGAGACACCCCUGCUACGUGCCUGUAGAAAUUCCCUUUGAAGUUCAAGGUUCAGCAGUGACCAGAUUGGACGUUCGGCUGUUUAGUAGUGAUUGCUUUCAAAGUCCAGCAGCCAUGGCCACGGCAACAGUUAAACUGGAAGAUAUUCCUAGCAGUGAAAGUUGGCAUCAGAGAAAUGGGAAAGAAAGUUGCAUGCGGCUAAAAAAUACGGUGUUGGUACACCUAUUAUGUUCUGUUGUUAUUGCAAUGUUAUUUCUUUAG
This is a messenger RNA of Candidula unifasciata, 1392 nucleotides long. Lineage: Eukaryota; Metazoa; Mollusca; Gastropoda; Stylommatophora; Geomitridae. The record is from the annotation of a GenBank genome assembly.